Molecule: messenger RNA, 864 nt
Organism: Pelmatolapia mariae (spotted tilapia)
Lineage: Eukaryota; Metazoa; Chordata; Actinopteri; Cichliformes; Cichlidae
Product: solute carrier family 25 member 45
Exons: 6
Coding region: 1-864 (287 amino acids)
Biological process (GO): transmembrane transport
Cellular component (GO): mitochondrion
Molecular function (GO): transmembrane transporter activity
Source: RefSeq, a predicted model, not a curated record
AUGCCUCUCUUGGAAUUCUUAGCUGGGAGCAUUUCAGGUGCACUGGGACUUGCAGUAGGACAUCCGUUAGACACUGUGAAGGUACGUCUCCAAGCCCAGUCUGUGUAUAAAGGGAUAUUUCACUGUGUGAUUAAAACAUACUCUCAUGAAGGGCUCCAUGGAUUCUUUAAGGGCAUGGCAUUUCCUGUGCUGACCACUGGCAUCACCAACUCCCUUGUCUUUGGCUGUUACAGUAAUGCUUUAGGUUACCUCACUAAGUCUCAGCGCAGUCGAGGCAAACCGGCCUCUGCUGCACAGGUCUUCACUGCUGGCUGCUUCUCAGGCCUGGUGCAGGUGUUGGUGUUGGCACCCAUUGACCUGGUCAAGGUGCGUCUUCAGGGUCAAUCGACGUCAACACGAUAUCGCGGACCCGUGCACUGCGUCGCUGUCAUCGUGAGGGAGGAGGGGCUCAGGGGUCUGUACAGAGGAGGCCUGGCCCUCACUCUGAGGGACGUCCCCUGCUAUGGGCUCUACUUCUUACCUUACGAGGUCACUCGUAAGGUUCUCACUCAAGAUGGCAAAGAGCCAGGCACCUUUGCGAUAUUGAUGGCAGGUGGAUUCGCAGGUGUGGUGACCUGGUCCUUUGCCACGCCCAUGGACGUCGUGAAAGCUCGGCUCCAGAUGUCGGGGGCCGGCGGGCGGGAGUACAGCGGCGUCCUGCACUGCAUGAGAGUGAGCGUGAGGGAAGAAGGAGUGAGGGUGUUUUUCAAAGGCCUCCUGCUGAACAGCAUGAGAGCAUUUCCGGUCAACGCUGUCACAUUCCUCAGCUACGAGAGCCUGAUGAAGAUUUUCUAUCCACCACCAGCCAGUCACUCUUCACAGUAA